AUUUUAUCCAAUUGAGGUGGAAAUUUUUAGAUAUUGCAAAAAUGUCAGCUAGCUUUAUUUCGAACAAUAACAAUGAAAAAGAAUCAGAUAACAGUGACACAAUUGUUCGAUAUUCGUCAAGGGGCAUGAGUGAGGAUUCUGAAUGUGAACUACUGAGAAAGUUUUCAACAGAUGGGAAUGCAGAUGGCGAUGUGUUUUUCGAAGGAUUCGAUCCACGAACCAGUGGUGAUUCGGCUACUGGAUUGCUGGUCAGCUCAGGUGGUGAUGUUGAAAGUUUGCGAGAAAAAGAAAGAGAACAAUGGGAUAAGAAAAUUGAUUACAUUUUAUCCAUGGUCGGAUUUGCUGUUGAUCUUGCAAACGUGUGGCGAUUUCCAUAUUUAUGUUACAAGAAUGGAGGAGGAAUAUUUCUCAUCCCGUACACGAUAUUUCUAUUGCUGGCAGGAAUUCCUUUGUUUUUCAUGGAGCUUGGACUUGGGCAGUUCAAUAAACAAGGGCCAGUCACAAUAUGGAAAAUUUGCCCACUUUUCAAAGGAAUCGGAUACGCCAUGAUGCUGAUAACAUUGUACGUUAUGUUUUAUUAUACGUGCAUAAUAGCCUGGUCAGUAUAUUUCAUAGCUCGGUCGUUGACGAGUUUUUUACCUUGGACCUGUUGUGGUAAUGCUUGGAAUACAGCAAACUGUCGUGAACAACUUGGGAAUAUUACAACUAAUCCAAUUUGCGAUGAAAGAAGAAAUGCUUCAUUACUUAACAGUACUUUUGUGCAACCAAACUUAACACGGGAAGUUGAUGAAACCGAUAUAUUUAAGCAUACACCUGCUUCAGAAUUUUACUAUCGCGAAGUUCUACACGUUCAUGAAAGCAGAGGAAUCGAUGAUUUGGGAGUUCCAAGAUGGGAAUUGGCAAUUUGCCUAUUUAUUGUAGUAUUCUUACUGUUUGCUGUCAUUGCCCGCGGUGUACGAACAUCAGGGAAAGUUGUGUGGGUGACUGCAACAAUGCCGUACAUUGUUUUAUUCAUAUUGAUGAUCCGAGCAGUUACGUUACCUGGUGCAACAUUAGGAAUUCAGUAUUAUUUGAGUCCAAAUAUUACAAGACUCGGUGAUGUGGAGGUUUGGACUGAUGCUGCCACACAAAUAUUCUAUUCCCUUGGAGUUGGAUUUGGAGUCCACAUGACAUUUGCAAGCUAUAACCGUUUUGACAACAAUAUCAGAUUUGAUGCAAUCGUGACGUCGCUUAUCAAUUGUUGUACAAGUUUUUUGUCCGGUUUCAUGAUUUUCUCAGUUCUGGGAUAUAUGGCGGUGAAAAACAACGUGGAUAUUGAUAAAGUUGCCACAGACGGUCCUGGACUGGUAUUCGUUGUAUAUCCUGAAGUCAUUUCGCAAAUUCCUGGAGCACCGUUCUGGUCAUUUGUCUUCUUUGUCAUGUUGCUAACGUUGGGAAUUGACAGUGCGAUGGGAGCAAUGGAAGCUCUAGUCACCGGUAUAAGCGAUGACAUCAUGUUCGUCAAAAGGCAUAGAAUAUUUUUUGUUGCCGGAUUGAAUAUUUUCGUCUACUUUCUUGCAUUCUUGAACAUAACAAAUGGUGGAAUCUACAUUUUAACUCUCCUGGACACUCAUUCUGCUGGAACAUCUCUUCUGUUUUGUGUCUUCUUGGAAAGUACCGUUGUUGCGUGGGUUUACGGCGUUGAUCGAUUUUCUGAAGACAUUGAACAGAUGCUGGGAUAUAUACCAAACGUUUUAUGGAGAGUGUGUUGGAAAUUCAUUAGUCCGGCAUUUUUGUUGUUCAUCGUCAUCAUGAGCAUAGCGAACUAUUCAUCUAUGGAAUAUGGUUCGUAUAAGUUUCCUUCUUGGGCAGACACAGUUGGAUGGUUAAUCGCGGGAUCGUCGAUGAUUUUGGUACCAUGUGUUGCCAUUUAUAAACUCAGUGUUCUUCCAGGAAACUUCAAACAGAAAUUGGCACUUUCAGUUUCUCCGGAACAAGAUCACAAAUCAAUUAUAGAGGGUCGACUUACAGUCAAGCAAUCCCAGCUGAAGCAUUGGACAGCAAUAUGAAAAAAUGAAAUAGGGCGUUGAUUUUGAAAUUUUUGUCAAUAUAUUUUAUUCCUGUUACAACUUUCUACUUAUGUACAGCAUAUUGAACUGAAAGUAUAAAUAAGUUCAUGACGAUAUAUUGCAUGUUCUGUUUAUAGUUGUAAAUAUUUUUACAAUUUCUAUUUACUUCUCAAUAGUUCACAUUACAACUGGUUGUGGCAAAAUAGUUAGCGCAAGAUAUUCUAACGGUAUGUUUUGAUUGUUUAAUAUUGAUUGUUUUUCGACUGGACUUUGAUGUGAAUACAUUCUUGGUAUGUUCCCACUGAGUAAAGAAAGUAAAAAAUUCAGAUACCUAUUAUAGAAAGGAGAAUCCAUGCAGUAAAUCGAUUUUUCGGGGUAA
Molecule: messenger RNA, 2427 nt
Organism: Styela clava
Lineage: Eukaryota; Metazoa; Chordata; Ascidiacea; Stolidobranchia; Styelidae
Product: sodium-dependent noradrenaline transporter-like
Biological process (GO): amino acid transport; sodium ion transmembrane transport; dopamine uptake involved in synaptic transmission
Cellular component (GO): presynaptic membrane; plasma membrane; neuronal cell body membrane
Molecular function (GO): norepinephrine:sodium symporter activity; dopamine:sodium symporter activity
Source: RefSeq, a predicted model, not a curated record